This is a messenger RNA of Chrysemys picta bellii (western painted turtle), 3679 nucleotides long. RefSeq names its product FYVE, RhoGEF and PH domain containing 2 (gene FGD2). Gene Ontology annotation, biological process: filopodium assembly; cytoskeleton organization. Lineage: Eukaryota; Metazoa; Chordata; Testudines; Emydidae. The record is from RefSeq and is a predicted model, not a curated record. Gene Ontology annotation, cellular component: cytoplasm. Gene Ontology annotation, molecular function: guanyl-nucleotide exchange factor activity; metal ion binding.
GCUUCAUUAAGGUCACCCAUCCAGCUGGUUUAAUUUAGACGUACAUUGAAGUCAUGUCUGCGCUGGAUCUAUUUCAGUGCACAGUAGUUUUCACAGUUUCUCCCUGCUGCAGCCUGCAUUACUUCCUCUUUACUUUUCCUUUUGAGGCCAACCCAUAUAAUAUUUGCAAGACGCUCUCACUCCCCGGACAACAAGAACUGCAGGUUGUCUUCACUUCUCACAAAUCUCCCCAGCCAAGUACAUUUGCAUAUCCCGGAAACAUCUAAAGACAGAAAGAGAGAGGGGGGCUCAGAAGACGUAUCUGGGAGCUGUCUUGGUCUCUCUGCAGCUCUUUCUUACCUGGUUUACAGGGACCAAUUCUGAGUCACAAGAGCCAGCCUCAUGGAGGGGGAACGAGGCAAUCGAAUGACUGUGUUUAAUCUCGUGGCUGUGUUUGAGGAUCCCAGGGCAGAAAAACCCUGCCGGAGUCCUCGCAAGGAAUCAAGCCAGCCCCCGACCAAGACCAAGCCAGCAGCACCAAACUCCCCAGCAUCCGCGUUGCUCCCACCCACAGCAGGCAGCAAAGCUCCGAGCAAGGCCAGAGAGGACAGAGCAGAGCCGGAGAACCAGCAUGAGGGGCACCAGCCUCCCCUGAGGACAAUCCAGCCGCCCCAGCGUCAGGAGCCGGAGGAGAACCCGCCGCAGGGUCGGAGAGGGCUCACCGUCAAGUGUCUCAGUUCCUUCAAGAGCAAAAUCAACAGCAGCAACUGGCGGAGUCAGCAGUCAGUGGAUUCCCAGCCAGGCAGCGAGUUAAGCCCUGGAGGCAACAGGAACCAGGAUCCAGAAGAAAAGAAAAUUGCAUUGGAGCUGUUGGAAACAGAGCAAGCCUAUGUCAAUCGACUUCACCUUCUGGACCAGGUGUUUUUUGCAGAGCUGAUGAAGGAAGCCAGAAGCGGGAAGAGCAUCCCAGAGGAUGUGGUGAAAAUGAUCUUCUCCAACAUCUCCUCCAUUUACCAGUUCCACGCCCUGUUUUUCCUGCCAGAGCUGCAGAAACGCAUGGAGGAUUGGAGCUCCAAUCCCAGGAUCGGGGAUGUCAUCCAGAAGCUAGCCCCGUUCCUCAAGAUGUACGGCGAGUACGUGAAGAACUUCGACAAGGCGGUUGAGCUGAUCACCACCUGGUGGGAGAAGUCCCCCCCCUUCCAGGAGUUCAUUGUGGACAUUCAGAAGAGGGAAGUCUGUGCUAACUUGACCCUGCAGCACCACAUGCUGGAGCCGGUACAGAGGAUCCCACGCUAUGAACUCCUGCUGAAGGAUUACGUCCGGAAAUUACCUCCAGAGUCACCAGACCGGCAUGACGCAGAGAAAGCCCUGGAAAUGAUUUUCUCUGCAGCCAAACACUCAAAUGCGGCCAUUGCAGAAAUGGAGCGUUUGCAGAACCUCUGGGAGGUGUAUCAAAGGCUGGGGCUGGAAGAUGAUAUCGUCGACCCUUCCAACGAGCUCAUUAAGGAGGGCCCCAUUCAGAAAAUCUCCUUCCGCAACAACACUACGUCGGAGAAGUAUCUCUUCCUGUUCAACAACAUGCUGCUGUUCUGCGUGCCGAAGGUCAUCCAGGUGGGGGCGGAGUUCCAGGUGCGCUGGCGGAUUGAUGUGGAGGGCAUGAAGGUGCGGGUACUGAAGGAUGUGGAAUUCCCUCACUCCUUCCUGGUCUCAGGGAAGCAGCGGUCGCUGGAACUGCAAGCCAGGUCGCAGGAGGAGAUGAACGCCUGGAUAAAGGCCUUCCAGGACGCCAUUGCCAAGAAAGAGAAGCAGAGCGAGAGCUUCAAGACAGCAGUUCACGGGCCUGAUGGGGAGGUCCAGGAAUUUGCUUUCAAGUCGGAGGAGCUGGGCCGACGGGCCCCGCAGUGGGUGCGGGACAAGCUGGUGACCAUGUGCAUGCGCUGCAAGGAGCCUUUCAACGCCAUCACGCGCAGGAGGCACCACUGUCGGGCCUGUGGCUACGUGGUGUGCGCCCGGUGCUCCGAUUACAGAGCUCCGCUGCAGUACGACAGGAACCGGCCCAACCGCGUCUGCCUGGAGUGUUACGUCUUCCUGACGGGGCAUCUGCUGCCUGAGGAACGAGAGGGGAAGCACAAGGGGAUCCUCGAGAAAGAAUCAGCGGAAAUCUCGGGGCAGAGCCUGAUGUGCAGUUUCCUGCAGCUGUUGGAUAAGAACGGGAAAGGGGGAACGCGGGGCUGGUUCGUGAUCCCACAGGACGACCCCCUGGUGCUGUACAUGUAUGCGGCACCCCAGGAUGUCAAGGCUCACACCUCCAUCCCCCUGCUGGGCUACCAGGUGAAGGAGCCGCCCCAGAGUGACCCCCGUCACCUCUUCCAGCUGGUCCAGUCCAAGCAGACCUACACAUUUGUGGCGGAGACGGAGGAGCUGAAGCAGCGCUGGAUGAAGAUCAUGGAGCAGUCAGCCAGGGGCAAUGCUCCUCUCUCUGGAGAAGAGGAGGAGGAGGAGGAGGAUGACUCAUUCGAUGACCUGGAGUGAUUGGGGCUCUCGGCAACCUCUUCUAGGCUGUCUAUGGAUGACUCCAAUCCUUCAUGUCGGAGAACUCAGACAGCAAGAUCUAGUGGUCACAGCAAAGUGACAGGGACUCAGGAGACCUGGGAUCCUAUCCCCAGUUCUGUUGCUCACUUGCUGUCAACUUGGGCGAGUCACUGGACUUUUUUUUGUGCCUCAGUUCCCCCAUCUCUGCAGUGGGGAUGAUGGUACUUACUAACCUUUGUAAAUUGCUUUGAGGUUUAUCAAGGCAGGGCAGCAUAGCCCUUACUGUUCCCAUUGCCCAGACCACACUGCAGAGGAAGGUGUGAUUGGAGCAAGUAGUAAAAAGUAAUGUCGUUUGGCACCAUGGGCGAGCAAUCCAAGUACAUAGCCAGGCUCCCUGGCAGACUUAUACACGGGUCGCUAGCCCAUGCCACCGUGUCUACAUGGCUAUUGUAAGCCGUGCUAGCUAGAUGGGCAGGCUAGCUAGGUGUGGAGGCCAGUAAGCCUCUGCCUCAGGCAAAGAUGGCUCAAGCUGCAGAGUUUGGAUCCCGCGGAGAAGGAGCCAUCUGCAAAAUUCAGAUGUGACAGGAGGGUGGGAUUUGGAUCCGUGAGCAGAGCCUUUCUAGAGGAUCUGACAAAUGCCCCAGGACCCAGUGGGCAGUCCUCUUGGCUAAUUAGCCAUCCGCCUCUUUGUGGGAGGAGGGGAAUGGGCUGGAGGAAGCUGGGGAAACAGACAAGGAAGGAGGCUGAGAUGAGGGAGGUGCUGCUGGAGUCAUGGAGGGGAGGGAUUGGAUGACCAAAUAGAAGUGGGAAGAGAUGGGAUGGGGAUGGGGGGGCCCAUGGCAGGAGGUUCCUCCCAUGAUUAGCUUAACCCAGCCACUCCAGCUGGGUGGGAACCAGGUUUCCCGUCCUGCAACAAUUUUUCAAGAGAUCAAAACAUUUUCCCACCCUGAAUUGGAAUGAAAAGUUGAAAUCUUGAAAAAUGUUGUAAACCAAAAAUGUGGAGGGGGGAAAAAAUACCCAACCGCUCCCGCCUCCCUCCAAAAGCAAUCGGUUCAGGUCAAUCAAUGUUUUGUUCCACUUCGGACAAUUUUUCAUCUUCUUACCUUUAUUUCAUUAUCAUUAGCUUGCAUUUCAAACGAAAAGCUGCUUCAAACCAGAACUUUUGGUU